AUGGGAAAACUUGAACUGUUGAUUGUGCAUGCCAAUAAAGGCUCACAAAAAGUUCGCGAUGUGGGAUGGACGACGACUUCAGAAAUCGAUGCCGAAAAAAGUAGUGUUUCAAGCGAAGAGCUCCCGUAUGAAGAGACUCACGAGGAAAGAGUACGACGAAAGACACUCGAACAGGAAGAUAUUGUACGUAAGGUAACACUUGCUGAAGUACCACAGGCAAAACCGCGUUUGGUACGUCGAUAUAUUGUUAUGUGUCUGUUGAUUGGACUAUGCACUUUGAUCGCACUGCUCACCGACGACGUAUUGAUUUUGGCUGAAAUCACUGGUAGUUACCCAGGUGUGAUGGUACAGAACGUCAUUCCAUCACUGAUUGCGAUAUUUGGAAGAAGGCAAGUCUCAUCAGCGUUUUUGCUAUCUCUCUCAUGA
Messenger RNA from Anisakis simplex (herring worm), 426 nucleotides. The record is from the annotation of a GenBank genome assembly. NCBI's taxonomy places the organism in Eukaryota, Metazoa, Nematoda, Chromadorea, Rhabditida, Anisakidae.